This is a messenger RNA of Centropristis striata (black sea bass), 2576 nucleotides long. Its product is annotated as calpain-1 catalytic subunit-like. NCBI's taxonomy places the organism in Eukaryota, Metazoa, Chordata, Actinopteri, Perciformes, Serranidae. Gene Ontology annotation, cellular component: cytoplasm. Gene Ontology annotation, biological process: proteolysis. The record is from RefSeq and is a predicted model, not a curated record. Bases 1 to 2109 code for a protein of 702 amino acids. Gene Ontology annotation, molecular function: calcium ion binding; calcium-dependent cysteine-type endopeptidase activity. The transcript has 20 exons.
AUGCCUCCACCAGGUGUGUGUAUGAAAAUCAUCAAUGCCCGUCACACUAAAGAUGGCUUUGGGACCGUCGCCAACCCUGAGCGGUUUCUCAACCAAGACUACAAUCAGAUUAAAGACUACUGUCGCAGCCAGAACGUGAGGUACAUCGACGAUAUGUUCCCCCCUGAUAGAAGAUCCAUUGGUGCAGGGUUACUAAACGACGAACUCAUGAUCAGAGUGCAGUGGCUGAGACCUGGCCAUAUUACUAAAAAUCCAUGUUUUGUAGUGGAUGGGGUCUCCAGGUUUGACUUUGCUCAGGGCAUUGUUGGGAACUGCUGGUUUCUCUCAUCUAUCGGAGCUCUGACAUUCCAGAAAUACAUCUUUGGGCAAGUUAUUCCUCUUGACCAAAAAUAUGAUGAGGACUACUUGGGUCUGUUCCACUUCAGGUUCUGGAGAUUUGGAAGAUGGGUGGAUGUUGUCAUUGAUGACAAGCUACCAACAAUCAAUGGCCAACUAAUCUUCGUUCACUCCAAAGACCCAACUGAGUUCUGGCCUGCUUUACUGGAGAAAGCUUAUGCAAAAGUGUGUGGUUCCUACGCGGACAUGAAUUCUGGAACUCCUGCUGAGGCUAUGGUGGACUUCACCGGUGGUGUUCACAUGUGUAUAGAUCUGCCAGACCCUCCCCAAAAUCUGUGGGAACUGAUGAGCAGGGCUGGUCAAUCCAGGUCACUGAUGGGCUGUGGUACACCACAGGGGGAGACGUCUGCCAAAACAGUGCUGCCAAAUGGAUUGGUCCAAGGCCAUGCCUACACUGUCACAGGUGUGAAACAGGUGACGAGCCAAGGGCAGCUGGUAAACCUGGUGCGUUUAUGGAACCCCUGGGGCCAAGGAGAGUGGAAAGGAGACUGGAGCGAUAAGUCACCUCUGUGGCAAUCUGUGAGUCCUCAAGAUCGUGACUUGUGCCUUUCAGUGGCUGAUAAUGGAGAGUUUUGGAUGACCCUAGGAGACUUCUGUAACUUCUACUCAGAUCUUGACAUCUGCUGCCUGUGUCCGGACUUCCUUGAUGGAAGCACUUCUUGCCACUGGAAGACCUCCUUCUAUGAGGGAAGAUGGGUUGCAGGAAUGACUGCUGGAGGAUGCAUGAAUUUCCGCGAGAGUUUCUGGACUAAUCCACAGUAUCGGGUCAAGAUUGAGGAACUACCUGGUGAAUGUUCUGCAAAACAGGGUGAGAAAAACAUGCUGGUGUCUCUCAUGCAAAAGCCUGACAAGAGGAACAGACGCCUGGUCCAAAGUCUCCACAUUGGAUUCUCUGUAUUUGAGGUAACGUUAUUACAGUACAAAUCACAGAGGGGGAAGUUCCCAGCUUCUUUCUUCAGUACCACAGCGCCUGUUGCCCAAACUAAAAAGUACAAGAAGGCCCGUGAGGUGAUGGAGUUUAUUACUCUAAAACCUGGCGAAUACCUGAUUGUACCAUCCAGCUUCAAUCCCAAUGAGACAGCUUCCUUCAUCCUGACCAUCCUCUCCAAGUCAGAGACCGAAGUCCACGAGAAUUCUGAUGGCCACAACCAUGACCAUGACCAUGGGGAAGGAGAAGAGCCCGAGGAUACCGGAAAUGGAGAGGAUGACGAAAGCAAGAGAACCUUGUUCCAGGAAUACUGUGACAAGAAUGGAGAAGUGGAUGCUGAGCAGCUCCAAAAGAUUCUCAAUGACAACAUCUUGAAAGGAGACCUGAAAUCUGGAGGCUUCAGCAUUGAUGCCUGUCGCAGCAUGGUUGCCCUGAUGGAUACAUCAAUCACCGGCAAACUUAACAGUGAGGAAUUUGUUGGUCUGUGGAGAAGGGUUGUUAAAGCCAAGGACAUUUUCUUCCGCAGUGAUGUUUCACAAACAGGAACACUGUCACUGAGUGAGCUGAGGAAUGCAAUCAGGGCCAGAGGAAAGAGGAUCAGCGAUGACAUACUGAAUCUGAUUGCCCUUCGCUAUGGUACCUCAUCUGGACACAUAACACUGGAGAGCUUCAUCAGUCUUAAUGUUCGCUUCAGCUGCAUGAACCGAAUGUUCAAGGAGCUGUCUGAUGGAAUGAACAUCACUCUUCGUGAAAAUGAGUGGAUGAGCCUUUGGAUGUACACUUAAACCUGACAGAGAAGAUGACCUGCAGGAUUUGUUUGGAAUUACAGCAGCAAGUGAUGUAAAAAAAACAACAAAAAAAAACAUAAAAAAUCUGUUUUCUGCAAAUGAGCUAUUACAUUGUAUGAAACAGGGCAUUUACUUUUAAGUUUGCUAAUGUUAGGGGUGUAACAAAACUGUGUCGUCCCCUUUCCACAUGUUGUCUUGCCUAUGUCUCUCUUAUCCACUCCAAAGUAGAGUAAAGCCCCUUCCAUAGUGCCGUUUCAGACAAUGAACACAAAAUAGUUACAUGUAAAGUUACACCCCUAAUAAAUGUAAUGAGAAAUACAGCAAUGUGAAGAUAUUAACUAUUUGCGGGCAUUUUCUCUUUUACUGUAAGGUGGGAUUAGUUGGGUUUCUUUUGUUUUGGGUUUCUUUUGCCAUGCUAGUGUGUGUCGGUUAACCAUUUAAUAGAGUAUUGCAGGGAUGAAGUC